AUGCAGCAGUCGCGUGGGGACUGGUUUGUGACGUUUGGUGCUCGUGAGCUAAAGAGUAAAAGUACACUCGAGUAUCAGGACUAUCUUCAUCUUAGUAAGAGCUGUACAUCGUCUCAAUUUGAGGAGGAUUUACAUCAAAUUGAGCUCGAUCUCGCACGUACAAACGAGUCCAUCCGUCUCUUCCUCUUACCUCAAGACGAACGUGAGACGGUCCAGGAGAUUUCAAAAGACGCUAAAGAUACAGAAGAUCUGGAAACUCAUGUGAUGGAGCAAUUUGUGCCCGUGCUGAGAAAUAUUUUGACAGCAUACAGUGUGAGAAACCCUCGUGUUGGGUAUGUACAAGGCCAUGCAGACGUAUUGUGUUUCCUAUUGGGUCACGUAAAUGACAAGCGUGACGAGGAAGAAACAUUUUGGGUCUAUGCCAAUGUCAUUGAAAGAGUUUUUCCAGAGGAUUUCUUUGCACGAACGCCAAAGCUGCAUGGCUUUCAAGUGGAUUGUCAACUGUUUCAUGAGAUGAUUGUGAGGAAACUCGUGCCACUACACCCAAUCCUUGCCAAGAUUGACCUGCCUCUCGUGACGACACUGUUGUCUUGCAAAUGGUUCGUCUCACUUUGGGUUGGAGAGAUGCCUCUGCCUGUGCUGUAUAUGGUAUGGGAUACGAUGCUCGGGGAAGACGAUGGCACUAUACUGCACCUAUUGGUCGCACUGCACUUCUUUAAGCUCGCAAUGGACAACAUACAGCUAUACAUGGAAAAGGAGCAGUGGGACUCCAGUUACAUCUACAAGAUCAUCCUGGAUCAGUGUCGGAAUGCAGCUGAGCUAUCUCCGCAGACGCUGCUUCAGCAAGCACACACAUUAUACGGUGUAAAAGCUGAAUCUAUUGAAGACAUGCGGGCAGCACUUCGUCGAUUGCCUCUUUUGCGCAAGGCCGAGUUCAUAGUGCUUGCAAAGCAGACGCAUUUUGACCAGUUGGAAAUGGAAAGACUUCAGGACGAGUUUGCGUUUCUUCGCUAUCAAAGAAAAACGCAUCGUCGUUCAAAGCUACGUGGUUUACGGCAGGAUGAUAUAGAAAGUAUACUUGCACGGGAAUUUAACACGUGGCCAGUCAAAAUACACGAGCCAAUCUAUCGCUAUCUCAAGCCUGACGGAUACGGAAAUGUCUCCUAUUACAGUUUGAUUCAGUUCUUGUCGGUUGCAAGUCGUGGAACACCGGAAGAAAAAGCGGACUUACUAUUCCAGAUACCAAACCAACAGUGUCGCGAACACCUUGACCAGCAAGGCAUCCAACAACUUGCAGAUUUGCUGUGCUGUCUCCUGACGAAUCGGAUGGUAGCGGAUGCUGGCGGGAGUCAGGUACACGAGUUGCGGCAAAGAGAGCACGGAGGAUUUAUCUCCAGUGCUGCAAAAAGCCCUCUUCUACGGAGACACUUUCGAAAAAAGUUGCUGUCGCUGGCAACAUCAGAUGGCCAGCUCCAGCUUGCUCAAUGGCUCGAAUAUGCUCUCGGAGACAGCGAGAUAGCUCAAUUGAUAGCGUGUGAUGAUACCCAGUGUCACUCAGGCAGGAUGAAAUCACGCUCGUUGAGUUUGAGGAACAUGACCAUGAUUCAACCGACGCUUGGCCGGGCAUUGUCAGACUCACUUCUGCACCACACUCAUCACCCUCCCCAACACACAUUGUCAAAAACCAGUGCAAGACAUAUUGAAGAAACUCUAGAGCAUGUACCUGAUGCCAAGAAUUACGGAGUCAAUGCUGCUCCAUUUUUAAAGGCAUCUGGUUUGACGGAGAAUGCAUGUACGGGAAAGCGUCAGAUUGCUCUUCUCUCCAACAAGAUGCAGAAGAAAUUCAAGGCGUCUUGGUCAUCUGCUGAGGAUGAGGUCCGAAAUGUAUUUGGAGAGUCUUCCAAAGCAACGUACACUGGAUCGCCAUACGUAUUCUGGUGUCAAUGCACAGUAAGCUGA
Messenger RNA from Peronospora farinosa, 1959 nucleotides. The record is from the annotation of a GenBank genome assembly. NCBI's taxonomy places the organism in Eukaryota, Oomycota, Peronosporomycetes, Peronosporales, Peronosporaceae.